This is a messenger RNA of Scutellospora calospora, 274 nucleotides long. The record is from the annotation of a GenBank genome assembly. Lineage: Eukaryota; Fungi; Glomeromycota; Glomeromycetes; Diversisporales; Gigasporaceae.
ACAAGGAAAUAAAAAGCUUAAAAAAAAUAGAAUUAGAAAUAAGAGGAAUGAAAGAAGCAAGAGUAAUGAGCCAAAAAAGAUAGCUUUUAGUAAAAAUAACUCUUAUUAUAAGGACAAACAUAUAGUAUUAAAUAUUGAAUUACAAGCAAAUAUACAAGAUGAAGAAAUAAUUAAAACUGAAACAAUUAUAAUUACAGAUGAUGAACUUGUAGUAUCAGAUAAAGAAUCUCAAAAUAAUAUUGAAAGUUUACUAAUACAAGAAACAAUAGAUUAA